Ictidomys tridecemlineatus (thirteen-lined ground squirrel) is the source of this 8841-nucleotide messenger RNA. NCBI's taxonomy places the organism in Eukaryota, Metazoa, Chordata, Mammalia, Rodentia, Sciuridae. The record is from RefSeq and is a predicted model, not a curated record.
GGAUCGAGAGAGAGCCGGGAGAGAGAGAGCGAGAGGCUGCAAUCUCCUCCCUGAAUCGCGCACAGCGCUGCAGAUCCCACAGCUCCGACAUGCGGGCCGAAUGCAGGUGAGGAAAGGCACGGACUCUGCGGCUGCUAACCCAAACUUGGGCACCGCGCGGGCGCACGGUUCAACCCUCGCCCCCGCGGGCGAACGGCUGCUGCGGUUUCAGGCGGCGGCUUCGUGACUAAUGACCUUGCGCAGAGUUGUUAAGAAAAAAGAGAAACCCGAGCUCUCCGAGGGUGAGAAGCGACUGACUCCGGGUGUCUCUGAAGAUGGCUCUGGCUGCUCUUUGGCGCGCCGGGGGAAUCCGGACGCGGACCGCGCUGUGACGCGAGUAGUCUUCACUGCACCGUGCCCGAAGCGACCUGCUGGGGAUUUUUUCAUUCUGUUGACUGGCUUCUCCGCUGCCUGAGAGGAGUCAGAGUUGAGACUGGCUUGUUGCUGGCCCCGGAGCCUCCUGCAGGAAGCGACUCACAUUUGCUUGGGCAUCCAUAGCCGGAGCAGGGGCUGGGUCUAGAGUGAGUGGCUGAACGUGAAUUGGACUCAACUCGAGUAGCAGCAAAGACCAGCGUGGCUGGCAGGCGGGGGAGGCUGUAGGCUUGCUACCCGCGGCUUCCCGGUUCCACCGCCCGCCUGCUGAAGCGAUUCUGGCCCCUUCCAACAGAGCGGGGAACCGAGCCGGGGAUCCUCCUCCCGCUGCGGGGAUGACUCUGGGGGGGCGCCCAACCCGCGGCGCGCAGUGUCCCGUGAACUGUGAGUACUGCGACUGAACCGCGGCCGGCGAGCGGGCGAUUAGCACCCAUUGCAUGAAUUAUGAAACAAUAACUUUCGGAAGAAGCAGGAGGAAGAAAAAGAAGGAUCUAUCGCUACCCCCACCCCAUAGGCCGACUCUACAAGCUGCUUUUGCCCCCUCCUUCCCCUCCCUCUCGUUCCUUCCUUUCCCGGAGAGGAGAGAGGACUGGGGGAGGGCAGGCGGUCAGCCCCGGAGGAGGGGGGCGCCGAGGGGGCUGUGGUUAGAAGGAACAGUAGCAGCAGCAGCAGGAGAAGAUGCUGAGGAUGCGGACGACGGGAUGGGCGCGCGGCUGGUGCUUGGGCUGCUGCCUCCUUCUGCCGCUCUGGCUCAGCCUGGCGGCGGCCAAGCAACUCCUCCGAUAUCGGCUGGCGGAGGAGGGCCCCGCCGACGUCCGGAUAGGCAAUGUCGCUUCGGACCUGGGCAUCGUGACCGGCUCGGGUGAGGUGACUUUCAGCCUUGAGUCGGGCUCCGAGUACCUGAAGAUCGACAACCUCACCGGUGAGCUGAGCACAAGCGAGAGGCGCAUCGACCGCGAGAAGCUCCCCCAGUGUCAGAUGAUCUUCGACGAGAAUGAGUGCUUCCUGGACUUCGAGGUGUCGGUAAUAGGACCCUCGCAGAGCUGGGUGGACCUGUUUGAGGGUCGGGUCAUCGUGCUCGACAUCAACGACAACACGCCCACCUUCCCGUCUCCGGUGCUCACGCUCACGGUGGAGGAGAAUCGGCCUGUGGGCACGCUGUACCUGCUGCCAACCGCCACCGACCGUGACUUUGGCCGCAACGGCAUCGAGCGCUACGAGCUGCUCCAGGAGCCCGGGGGCGGCGGCAGCGGUGGAGAGGGCCGGCGCUCUGGGCCAGCCGACAGCGCCCCCUACCCAGGGGGCGGCGGGAAUGGCGCGAGCGGCGGCGGCCCUGGAGGCUCCAAGCGGCGGCUGGACGCUCCAGAGGGCGGCGGCGGAACUAACCCUAGCAGCCGCAGCAGCGUGUUCGAGCUUCAGGUGGCUGACACCCCGGACGGCGAGAAGCAACCGCAACUGAUCGUGAAGGGGGCGCUGGACCGCGAACAGCGCGAUUCCUAUGAGCUGACCUUGCGGGUGCGCGACGGCGGCGACCCGCCUCGAUCUUCCCAGGCCAUCUUGAGGGUGCUCAUCACCGAUGUGAACGACAACAGCCCCCGCUUCGAGAAGAGCGUGUACGAGGCUGACCUGGCUGAGAACAGCGCCCCUGGGACCCCCAUUCUGCAGCUGCGCGCCGCCGACUUGGACGUAGGGGUCAAUGGACAGAUCGAGUACGUGUUUGGGGCGGCCACCGAGUCCGUGAGACGACUACUGCGCCUCGACGAGACGUCGGGAUGGCUCAGUGUCUUGCACCGUAUAGACCGCGAGGAGGUGAACCAGCUGCGAUUCACAGUCAUGGCCCGAGACCGUGGGCAGCCCCCCAAGACAGACAAGGCCACCGUGGUUCUCAACAUCAAGGAUGAAAACGACAACGUGCCGUCCAUAGAAAUCCGCAAGAUCGGGCGCAUCCCACUUAAGGACGGGGUAGCCAACGUGGCAGAGGACGUUCUGGUCGACACCCCUAUUGCUCUGGUACAGGUGUCAGACCGAGACCAAGGGGAGAAUGGGGUAGUGACCUGCACAGUGGUGGGCGAUGUGCCCUUCCAGCUCAAGCCGGCCAGCGACACAGAGGGCGACCAGAACAAAAAAAAGUACUUCCUGCACACGUCGGCUCCUCUAGACUAUGAGACCACCAGGGAAUUCAACGUGGUCAUAGUUGCGGUGGACUCUGGCAGCCCAAGCCUUUCCAGCAACAAUUCCUUGGUGGUCAAGGUUGGAGACACCAAUGACAACCCACCGGUCUUUGGCCAGUCAGUGGUGGAGGUUUACUUCCCAGAAAACAACAUACCUGGCGAAAGGGUGGCCACUGUGCUGGCAACAGAUGCUGACAGCGGAAAGAAUGCAGAGAUCGCCUACUCGCUGGAUUCAUCAGUGAUGGGGACCUUUGCCAUUGAUCCCGAUUCUGGGGACAUCCUGGUCAAUACGGUGCUGGACCGCGAGCAGACUGACAGGUAUGAGUUUAAAGUUAACGCCAAAGACAAAGGCAUCCCUGUGCUGCAGGGCAGUACCACGGUAAUUGUGCAGGUGGCUGAUAAGAAUGACAAUGACCCUAAGUUUAUGCAGGACGUCUUUACCUUUUAUGUGAAAGAAAACUUGCAACCCAACAGCCCAGUGGGAAUGGUCACCGUGAUGGAUGCUGACAAGGGACGGAAUGCAGAGAUGAGUCUGUACAUAGAGGAGAACAGUAACAUUUUUUCUAUUGAAAAUGACACAGGUACCAUUUACUCUACCAUGUCUUUUGAUCGGGAACAUCAGACCACAUACACUUUCAGAGUCAAGGCUGUAGAUGGGGGAGAUCCCCCCAGAUCUGCCACAGCCACAGUCUCUCUCUUUGUGAUGGAUGAAAAUGACAAUGCUCCCACAGUUACCCUUCCCAGAAACAUUUCCUACACUUUACUGCCACCUUCAAGUAAUGUCAGGACAGUAGUAGCUACAGUGUUGGCAACAGACAGUGAUGAUGGCAUCAAUGCAGACCUGAACUACAGCAUUGUGGGAGGGAAUCCCUUCAAGCUGUUUGAGAUUGAUCCCACCAGUGGUGUGGUUUCCUUGGUGGGAAAACUCACCCAAAAGCAUUAUGGUUUGCACAGGUUGGUGGUGCAAGUGAAUGACAGUGGGCAGCCUUCCCAGUCUACCACCACCCUGGUGCAUGUUUUUGUCAAUGAAAGUGUUUCAAAUGCAACUGUGAUUGACUCUCAGAUAGCCAGAAGUUUGCACACCCCACUGACUCAGGAUAUAGCUGGUGACCCAAGCUAUGAAAUUAGCAAACAGAGACUCAGUAUUGUCAUUGGGGUGGUUGCUGGCAUUAUGACAGUGAUUCUAAUAAUUUUAAUUGUCAUGAUGGCAAGGUACUGCAGGUCUAAAAAUAAAAAUGGCUAUGAAGCUGGCAAAAAAGAUCACGAAGAUUUUUUUACACCCCAACAGCAUGACAAAUCUAAAAAGCCUAAAAAGGACAAGAAAAACAAAAAAUCUAAGCAGCCUCUCUACAGCAGCAUUGUCACUGUAGAAGCUUCUAAACCAAAUGGACAGAGGUAUGAUAGUGUCAAUGAGAAGCUGUCAGACAGCCCAAGUAUGGGGCGAUACAGAUCUGUUAAUGGUGGGCCUGGCAGUCCUGACCUGGCAAGGCAUUACAAAUCUAGUUCCCCAUUACCCACUGUCCAGCUUCAUCCACAAUCACCAACUGCAGGAAAAAAACACCAGGCUGUACAAGAUCUACCACCAGCCAACACAUUUGUGGGAGCAGGAGACAACAUUUCAAUUGGAUCAGAUCACUGCUCUGAGUACAGCUGUCAAACCAAUAACAAGUACAGCAAACAGGUGGAUACAGUGCAGACCACGAACCCCCCUGGCCACAUUGAGGAAUCGUGUAAAAUGAAUCCAUUUCGUAGAGUGACGUUUUCUGUUGUGAGUCAGCCUCAGGACCCACAUCAGGGGUCACUGCAGAGUUGCUAUGACAGCGGGCUGGAGGAGUCAGAAACACCAAGCAGUAAGAGUUCAUCAGGGCCAAGACUGGGUGCCCUUCCACUCCCAGAGGACAACUAUGAAAGGACCACGCCGGAUGGCAGUGUUGGUGAGGCAGAGCAUAUGGAAAAUGAUUCAAGGCCUCUUCCAGAUGUAGCCCUGACUGGAAAAUGCACUCGAGAGUGUGAUGAGUACGGCCACUCAGAUUCCUGCUGGAUGCCUGUCCGCACUUCUCCAGAGAGGAAGAAGAGCCAACCCAAACUCUCCACUUUCAUGCCGGUCGAUGAACGAGGGAGCCAGGAAAAACUGGCUAAUGGCGAGGCCGCCAUCAUGGGUGACCGCAACAGAAACCUCCUGAACAAAAAGUUGACCUCGUCCUAUGAGACCUUCAGUGCAGCCAGUUUCAGCAAAAAUGAGGAAGCCAACCCUGAGGAUAUUCCCCUGACAAAAACAGGGGAAUAUAAGCCAUCUCCUGUCAAUACUCUCACUAGAAGAGAAGUAUACCUGUAGGCUAUCAAGGAGCAACAGCAAAGUGCUUUUCAUGUAUGAGAAGGAGAAUGAGGGGCAAAAAACCUUACAAAGCAAAACCAUUUAAUCACAAAGAGGGGGCUACCAAAGAGACAAAGCUUUGCCUGCCACUUCUGCCUCCAGAUCAGGCCUUUAGCGAUACCGUUAGCCUGAUUACAAUGUACAAUGUAGACUCCAUCCUUGUUACUUGCAUGUCUAACCCUCUCACUGGUCCCCAACACCCACUUUCUCUUCCCCACUCCCUUCCAAAAAGAAAAAAAGAGAAAAGAAAAAAAAAAGAUGGUUGCAAGUUCCUUUCAUGGUAACAAGCCUGAUCAGCAGAACACAACACACUCUCAUUAUCCCUAAGCUGAAGCAUGAUUUUAGUCACUUUGAUUUUGUUCGAGUGUCAUCCGGCUAGUUAAAAAAAAAAAGCAGAAGGUAAAUUAUAUUCAGAAAUACCCUCAAUAUGGUUUAUCAAAUAUCAAAGGCAAUCCUUUGAAAGUGAUAACAACCCUCUAAAGAUACAGUCCUCACAAAGGUGGACUCUCCUCAAAUGCAUUCCGGGAAGAUCACAGCUUUACUAUUCUAGCAAAGACUAAGAGCAAAACAACACUGAAGGGGGAUCGCAGUCCCAAACUGGCAUUAUGUUGUUAUUUUCAGGUCAAGAGCAUCAACUUCAAUUCCAUACAUUCACUCAAGAUUCUCACACAAUCUUGAUUACAUAUAUCAAUUACACUAAUUAUUACUUGUAAAAAAUAUUUUUUUUUCAGAACAGGACCAUAAUUAUCAACUAACUUGAACAAUUUUGUCAUUAUGAGGCCAAAGAUCAUAUGGCAGAUCAGGGAAAUCAUGAAGUUGAUUUAGUCUUGGCGUGGAAAUCCAUUAAACAACAAAAGCAACGGAACCCAUACACAAACAGAAAUACUCAAAUACUAGUUUAGUUUAUAUGUCUCUAUGCCCAGAAAACAUCUUACUUCUUUUAAAAUGGAUUUAUUUCAAAGCUCAGAAAAUGAGAAAAAAUGAGAGAUAUUUUGUUACUGUAAUAGUCAACAUGUUGAGGUUCAAGUUUAAUUUCAGAUAGUAUUAUCAGGGAAGAUUGCACUUUUUAAAGUCAUAAUUAUGGGUAGUCAGGUAAAGAAAGAAAGAUACAUUGGUGUAUGGUCUAAGUAGUUAAGUCCACUGGUAUCCUUUUAGAAUCCCAGCUCUGCUUGCUGGUUUUAUUGUUCACAUUUAAAACAACAAUUGCAUUUGCAUCUGUUCAGUAGCACUUGCAAAAUUAAGUGCACUAAUUUUGAAUUCUGCACAAUGUAGAAAUGUUUCAAAACUCACAGCAUUGAAAUACGGUGACAAGUUAAUUGAUUUUGUCACUAAUGUGAUUUGACCAUUAUUUAAUAUAUAUCUUAAAUGAAUCUAUACUGAACAUGAAAGAAAUGAGUUCUGGACAGUGACAUUUCUCACCGUUUAUACAUCUUAAAGUUGGAAAACAUGGAGGUUUGUCAGUGCAACACAAAGAAGCAGAAUAUGCAGAUAUUUAGCCAUUUGCUGUACACAAGUUGAUAUAAAAACUUUAAAAUUGAGCUGGGACAUUCAGAUGAAAGUGACAAUCCAUGGACAGAAUAGGGAAUGACAGGUAAAGAGAGCAAACGUUCUCAUCACUGAAUGUGUGUAACCUGGUUAAGGCAUAACUUUGAUGGCUCUCUAGCAAACUGUAGACACAAAGUAGCUUUGAGUAGUUUCAUGCUUUGCAGAAUUUCUUAGACUACAAGGUGAAGAAGCAGCCUGGAGUAUAGGUUGACAAUUCACCAUAGGUCAUCAAAAUACUUACUAGAAAACCACUUCUCUGUUUGGUGGGAUACUCUUUUGGAAACAUUUCCUUAUGCUCUUUCUUAAAUGGAGUUUUCUUUUGAUGUUAGUUUGUGUAAAAUAGGUAGGAUGAAAACUGAUAGGUAAUUGAAGCAAAAACAUUGGACUAAAAUAUCAGUAAUUGAACAUGUUUAUGUUUGAUUAUUAUUUACACUAUGGAAAGAUGCAAUUCUAGUACUUUGUUAGGAAACUGCAUUAAAGCAGUUCUGCCUUGUAUAAUCUGUAAGUACCUAUUAAGACAAAAUACUUCUAAAGAUACUUAUGAAAUGUAUACAUAUUUUUCUUGCACGUUACAAAGGAAAUAAUUGCAUAACACAGAUGUUCAGCGAACAUUUUUUAAUGUGUUUUUUUGUUUGUUUGUUUCUUUCUUUCUUUCACAAGACACUUGAAACCACUUAGGUAGCUCAUUUCACUCUAUCUUAAAACCCUUCUAUGGUCUAUGAAGCUAAUACGGGUCAUGCUGGACCUUCAAAUUAAUUGGCUCCACCUUUCCCAAUGAUGUUUGCACCACAUUCAGGACAGUCAUGUCAUUGUCAUUUAACUCGUGAACCUCUCUUUAGAACUAAAAUGGGUGUGAAAGAAAAAAAUUCAGUGUACUGUAAGUAUUCGCAGUAAUUCUAGUAGAAUUAGCUAUCAUAACAUGUUUAUUAUAUAAUGAGCUGGCAUGACACAGAAAUAUAUUUUGUGUUUGUAUGACUUUUAUUUUGAAUAGGUUAAAUCUGGUGCCACUCCAUAUAUAGAGUGCUUUUGAAAAAAAAUCAAUAAAAAGAAACAAAAAAAAUAAAUAAAUGAGUGAAUGCAAAAUAAGCAACUGUGCCUUUUAUACCUGUUGUUAUGGUAAAAAAACGGUUGUUGGGUUUGGACAAUGAGGGGAAAUGGGCUAUUCCCAACUUUUUGAUCCUGUAUAUUUAUCCAUGUUUAUUUUCUGAAAAUAAUAAAUAAUAUAUUAAAAAUUUGCCUUCUGACAAACUCAGAUAAUAGACCAGUCUUAAAUAUUGUGCAUUCAUAAAAUGAAAUUCAGGCAUUACUAUGGGCUGCAUAAACUCACUGGAAGAAAGCAUUUAUUUUACAAGUAACACAAAGACAUACUAGUAGGGGUGAAAUCAGUCUAUUUUGUAAGAUAAAAUAUUGAUUUAGAAUUUUUAUUCUUUUUUCUGUUUGGUUUUUAUUCAGCUGCUUCUUCAUUUGGUUGUAAAGUAUAUAAACAAUACUUUUUUUUUCUGUACACAAGAAUUUCAAGUGAACUUUUUUGCAUGCAUUACACACUUGGACACAUUUAUAAAUUGAGUAACUAUAUAAAUUUAUGUGUAUUAAAACAUCUGUAGCACCAAUCUAAAAAUCUACUGCUCUUUCUGAUUCUCCAGACAUCAUUUCUGUAUAUUUUUUGACUGGCCUGCUGCCUGAGUUUCAGAAAACAAGGGAGGCAUUAUUUUUAUGGGAGGAGGAACUAAGAUGGUACUAAAGACAUCUGUCUGAAAGGCUACCCUGGGAAGCUGCCUUAUAGGAAAAUAAAGUAACACACAGACCCGAAGAAACUGCCAAGAAUCCAACAGCCAUCCUAAAGCAGUUGUGAAAAAUCUGAAGACUUAAGUCACUUUAGGUAUAUUAUAUCAGCAAUCCAUAAUGUGUCCUUAAGAGAAAAAAAAAAAGGAAUGAAGCUUAUCAGGAAGAUAAUAAUGCUUGUUAGUCAUGACCCAAGUGGAGGUUUAUAAAACAUCCAGAGGAAGCAUCAUUUUCUCAGCUACCUAGGGUUACUUUCAGACAACUUUUCCGACAUUUUAAAGCACUUGCAUUCAGUGUGGUACGAUCUGUUUGUAAUGUUGAUCAUUGACUAUUGUUCUGCUACUUGGAUGUUGAUAGUGAAGCAGAGAACAAUUUAUCAUCAUUUAUUAUGAGUCACUAUGCACGAAACUAUGCUAAACAUGACGAAAUGUAUUAAACACUCGUCCAACUAUUUAUGAACUCUUUACAUAAUUUAAUUUGCUUUUGUACAGUUUUAUGUAAAUAAAUUGCUUGUCAUUUUUGUCUCUGCAAAUUAAAAUAUAACAUGGUCAAAUGGUU